AUGGUGUUUGGUUCUCACGACUCCGACCCCGAUCGAAAUUUGGAUGAUUCGGCCUUGGGGCUAUUUGCAUCUCACGACUUCGACUCUGCAGUGCCGUUAUUUAUGUCGGAAGCAAACAGCGCACGACUUGAGCAGACCGAGUCGAUCGCUGAUGGUGAUUAUCCAGUCGGAUUUCCUCUCGUGGCAGUAGAUGACAAUUUUCAAGACUACCCCGAUCGAGAGCAUAGCUGGGCCAGCUUUGGACUCUCGCUUGAUAGGCAAUCUGACUGGAUUGGCUACUCUCCCGAUCCCGAUCCACAAAUCUGGUGGCCCGAAAUGAUUCAUUCGUCUGAUACUGGGGUAGAACCCGUCUUGGAGGAACUCACCCCAUGGAUCCCUUCAUCGGCGUCAUCGGCGUCAUAUUUCUCAGACUCUCCUCAUUCAUCCGUCGGGUGGUAUCAUGAUACCAGCAGCUCCGGGAUCCAGAAAAGGAAAGCCACUCGUGCCAUGGAGCCAGUGAAUGGGACUAUCCCAUCUGAAUGCAUGAGACAAAUCAACCUUCUGCCAAGUCCGAGCAAUGUAAAUGUCCAUAAAGAUAAUCCCGCGCCCGACAUCACCAUUGGUUAUCCUGGGGAUCAGACAUGUCAUUCACAGCCCCAGAGAGACCAUUCUGAGUAA
Molecule: messenger RNA, 657 nt
Organism: Penicillium daleae
Lineage: Eukaryota; Fungi; Ascomycota; Eurotiomycetes; Eurotiales; Aspergillaceae
Exons: 1
Coding region: 1-657 (218 amino acids)
Source: RefSeq, a predicted model, not a curated record